AUGAAUGAUCGAAACAGCACGAGCCACAUUGCUGCCCAAGGGAAGGUCAGAAACGUACGGGUUUCCCAUAAGAUUGGAAACCCUAUGAACUAUCAUAUACUAAAGGAAACCAUAAUAAACAUUCAGAAAUCUUUCAAGCAAGGGGAAAAUAUUCCCUUGUCAAUCGUUGUGAUAUCUGAUAGAGAGUGGCUCCUUGGAGAUCCAUCAAGGGCAGACAAGCAUUCUGCAUAUUCUCUUCUUCUUGCUGAAAAUAUUUGCAACAAGCUUGGGGUGAAGGUUCAAAAUCUAGUUGCGGAGAUUGUUGACUCGAAAUUGGGCAAACAAAUAACAAGAUUCAAGCCAUCCCUCACUUACAUUGCUGCAGAGGAAGUGAUGAGUCUUGUCACAGCUCAAGUGGCGGAGAACAAUGAAUUGAGCGAGGUCUGGAAAGACCUCCUGAAUGCAGAGGGGGACGAAAUAUAUGUCAAGGAUAUUAGUCUCUACAUGAAGGAGGGGGAGAAUCCAUCAUUCGCUGAGCUCUCUGAAAGAGCACAUCUACGGAGAGAAGUUGUCAUCGGUUAUUUGAAAAACAACAAGAAGGUUAUAAACCCAAUUCCCAAAUAUGAGCCCCUUGGUCUUGAUAUGACAGACUCCUUGAUUGUAAUUUCCGAGCUCGAAGGAGAACAGCCUGUGAUUAUGCAAAAUGCAAUUUAG
Ilex paraguariensis (yerba mate) is the source of this 693-nucleotide messenger RNA. NCBI's taxonomy places the organism in Eukaryota, Viridiplantae, Streptophyta, Magnoliopsida, Aquifoliales, Aquifoliaceae. The record is from the annotation of a GenBank genome assembly.